Styela clava is the source of this 2162-nucleotide messenger RNA. Its product is annotated as fibroblast growth factor 16-like. NCBI's taxonomy places the organism in Eukaryota, Metazoa, Chordata, Ascidiacea, Stolidobranchia, Styelidae. The record is from RefSeq and is a predicted model, not a curated record. Gene Ontology annotation, molecular function: growth factor activity.
UGUACGAAUAAACAUGUUCUGUUAUUUGCAGAUUUUAUAUAGAUUUAUUUUAUAGCCAAUGCGAUGCUGUUGGGAAGCGAAUGUAUCGCGAAAGCGCUUGCAUAUAACUGCUGCAUCGUUUUAUUUUUAUUACUUGUCUGCCAUCCGGACUCGUCUAUAUUUGCAGAGGCACGCAGGCGAGGUAGUUCAAAAUCAUACAGGUUCAGAAAUGGUCACCAGAAGUGGCGAGAAUCAUCGGUGUUUCGCCAUAGACUAUCUAACCCAAAUAAGGAUGAUUCAAAUCACAAAAAAAUUGACAAUUUUAUGCCGCAACGAGCGCGGCCAACGGUUGAUGCAAGAACUGAGCGAAUAAGACAAGCUAUUUUAACUCUGCCAGAAUUAUCAAAACUUCUGGAUCCGCUAAGACACGCGUCAAAUAUAAAUGAUAUAUUUGCACCAGCGGACAAUUUUCACCUUAUGGGUACAGUAAGACGAAGAAGAUUAUAUUGUCGUGUGGGAAUGGGAUAUCAUUUAGAAAUUCGUCGAGAUGGAAGAGUAAUGGGUCGCCAUCGACCAACUCGUGAUGGUAUUUUAGAAAUCUUCAGCGUGAAGACCGGUGUUGUGGGAAUACGUGCAGUUGCCAGUCAACGUUAUUUAUGUAUGAAUAAACGCGGAAAGCUUUAUAGUUCGUCUCAAUUUAUUCAUGAAUGUGAAUUUCGGGAAAGAAUCGAAGAGAAUAAUUUUAAUACGUAUGCAUCAAACUCAUACAGUCAUCACGAGAAACGAACUGGGUACUACAUGUCGCUGACAAAAAGAGGAAAAUCUAAGAAGAGUAAAAAUGUUUCUGGGCGACAACAAAAGGCACAUUGGUUGCCGAGAAGUGUGAAUGACUGAUAAACAUUUGACAGUAAACCUAUAUAUCUCAAGAAGUGGGAAAUUCUUCGAAAGAAAAACGAGGGAUGGUGAAUUUAACACCAGGAAUAGCGAGUGAAAGCACACGCGAUCGCGGUGCGAAAAAGCGCGUAAAGGAGAGGGGUUCGAAUCCGCUGGCGGUUGCGACCCACACAGCACCGAACAUGCUUUGACAAUAUGCUACUAUGCUGCUUUGACAAUUUUGAAGGUUGUACAUAUAUAUCAAUGCAUACUGUAUGGCAUUUCAAUAACGAUUUCUCUAAAACAAACUCUAAAGAAACUAUCAAAUCAUUUAGUGCAUACUGUCUUGGCCAUGGUGGUGGUAUCCAUAUCUAUUAAGUUGAGAAGAAACGUACUGCCAAGUGCCAAUAAAAUGCCUUUUGCAAGAACUUGAAUAUGCACAAAACCAUGUUCAAACUAUUCAAAACACAACCAUCCACAAUAUAUUGCAAUUUUUCAUUUAUAAAUCGUGUGGAUUGUUGCAUUUUCUUCCACAUAACCACAUUUCUUCACAUAAUUUAUCACUGUGAUUUUCAUGAUAUAGUUUACUACACCGUGAACAAACUUAUUUGUAAAUUCACUGAAUUUUCACCGUGAAAGUGGCUACCGUAUUCGUCGACAUUUGCAUGGGUAAUAAUGGUUGCGAUGUGAUUCAUUCGAGCGUAGCCUACUUACAAAUGACAUAUUGAGUUACAGUACAACGCUUGUAAAUUUUUUGGUUAUUUAACCCCUGACCCCCCCAGUCGUGGCGAUACAGUUUUUCUUCAUAUAAUGUAAUUUUCAUACUAAUUACUAAAAAUACUAAAUAUCCAUUCCACUUAAUAUUAUAUGAUUUUCUUUCUAAUUGUGGUCAUGGAUUGCCUUAAAUCCCCGCACUUUAAUAUUUUCACAAUACCAACUUGGACAACAAUUUCGAACGAAGCCUUCCAAAUCAUUUAUUUUUCCACAGUAUAAAUUAUCAUUUGACAAGGCACCAUUUUCGUCCCUCAUAGAAUUCAUGAUAUUUUAUUUGGACAUUACAAAUUUGAAGAGAGAGCUUGAAAAGAUUGUGAAAAAUACCCACAAGAAUUUAAAACUGAUCUAUCUCUUAUGACAUACACUGUCCUAUAUUCCACAUAAGAUACAACUAGUUUGAAUGUUUGAAAAAAAUAAAUGUGUUUUUCCGGUACUUGGUUUGAUGAAUUGUGCAAAAUCGGGAGUUUUUAUUUUAUUCUGUAAAUAUUUUUGUAUUAAUGUAAUUGAACUAUCGAUCUAGCGCAUUUUGUACACUG